ACCUCUGCUCGGUAACUGGAACCCGGGGGAAGUGUCACGUUUCAGGCUUGGCUGCAACUCAGCGCCCUCCACGACACACGCAGGAAAUAUCAGGAUUGUGAGAAACGAUGAGGAAGAGGGUAACGUUUGUGGAGCAGCUGAAAAAAGAGACCAGGUUAAAAAAUGGGCACGUGUUAACGAGGUCUGCAGAAUAUAGCCAGAGAGGCACAGAUGGUGUUGAAUAUCUACCUAGUGAGCAGGUGAGGGAGGCGUUCAGAGGAAAACACGGUAACGUUUCUUCAGGAGGACAACACAUGAAGACGAUCCACGUUCCCAAAUCCAUGAUGGCUGCUCCCUUCUUACAGCAUCCCGCCCUCACAGCCGGACAGAGACGCUACCUGUGCAGCAUAGCAAGCGUCUACAGCACGGAGCACAUGAAGCAGCAGAUGAAGCAGCACUACCUGCACCUUCUGCACACAUGCCUUCAGUCAGGUCAGAAUCCCCCCUGCAGCAGGAGGCUUGGGACUCAUCAGCGAGGAGAAAACAAAACAAAGGAUGCAGUGAAGGAUGUAAGGAUGAAGCCUCAAGGACAGAGGAAGAGCAGCAAUAAUUCUGAUGUCAUACUUCCAAAAAUAAUCAACAGAUGACCCAUUUGAUGGCAUAUUAUUUUCAAGGUGUUAUUACCUUAUAUUGAGGUAUUGAGUCCUUUAUAAAUACAGUCUAUGGUGCAUUCAUGUUUUUUUACAUAUACGUAUAAACAAAUAUAACAACACUGCAUUUGCUAAGGUACUCAACGUGUUUACUAGUUACAUUUUGCUCAGUUAUUUUACUGUCUAGUA
This is a messenger RNA of Trematomus bernacchii (emerald rockcod), 818 nucleotides long. RefSeq names its product protein FAM216A-like. NCBI's taxonomy places the organism in Eukaryota, Metazoa, Chordata, Actinopteri, Perciformes, Nototheniidae. Bases 108 to 626 code for a protein of 172 amino acids. The transcript is spliced from 5 exons. The record is from RefSeq and is a predicted model, not a curated record.